Molecule: messenger RNA, 2430 nt
Organism: Pan troglodytes (chimpanzee)
Lineage: Eukaryota; Metazoa; Chordata; Mammalia; Primates; Hominidae
Gene: CLXN
Product: calaxin
Exons: 6
Coding region: 680-1159 (159 amino acids)
Molecular function (GO): calcium ion binding
Source: RefSeq, a predicted model, not a curated record
GCUCUCAGAAACACAACUAAAAGCUUGAAGACCUCAGGUGACAGACUGCCUCCUGUUACCGCACCAAGACUGACAACCUAAGCAGUGGCUCCGCCCAAAGAGCAAGCUUCUCGCCCUCCGAGGGGAGGCCCGGCAAGAUCGUCCUCUGGACAGCACCUUGCUAUUUUGUGACGCUGCUCCAGCCCCCAAGAUGUCCAAGAUCUUGGGCCUUCCCUUGAGGCGUGACGCUCACGACCCGAAACACCUCUCAUACAGCGUGCACACCACAUUUCAGAUUUUAAUGAUUUACACUGCAAUCAAGCAAAGAGGCUGCGAACUCAAAAGCCAGCAACAACUGAACAUUUAAACUCCAACGUCAACAGUCAGAAUACAGCCCUCAAGGCGGCCAGCUGGGACCCUGCCGGCGGCACCGCGCACCGAGAACCCAGCGCGAGCAGUCGCUGAGCCGAUGGGCUGGGCCCAGCUGUAGCUUUGGCUACGUCGCGGGCAGCCUGGGAGCCAAUCCGCGGCGGGCUGAGCCGUUGCCUUGGCUACACCGUCUGUUAGGGCCGCGCACGAGAUCAGUGACUGAGACCUCACCGCGUUGCCCCAGCACCAGGGCUCGCGGGGGUCCCGCGAGGGUCUCGGUAGCCGCGCGCCCCGAGACCCCCGCCGCGGCCCGAUUCUCUGAGCGCCAGACAUGAACCGCAAGAAGCUGCAGAAGCUGACGGACACCUUAACUAAAAAUUGCAAGCAUUUAUUCCGAGGUUUUGAUAAAGAUAAUGAUGGCUGUGUAAAUGUAUUGGAGUGGAUUCAUGGAUUAUCACUGUUUCUUCGAGGAUCUUUGGAAGAAAAAAUGAAAUAUUGCUUUGAAGUGUUUGAUUUGAAUGGUGACGGAUUCAUUUCAAAGGAGGAAAUGUUUCACAUGUUGAAGAACAGCCUUCUCAAACAGCCAUCUGAGGAAGACCCUGAUGAAGGAAUUAAAGAUUUGGUUGAAAUAACACUGAAGAAAAUGGAUCAUGACCAUGAUGGGAAGCUGUCUUUUGCAGACUAUGAACUGGCUGUGAGAGAAGACACUCUUCUACUGGAGGCCUUUGGGCCAUGUCUUCCUGAUCCAAAGAGCCAGAUGGAAUUUGAAGCUCAAGUAUUCAAAGAUCCAAAUGAAUUCAAUGAUAUGUGAAUAACUAAAUGUCUAUAUUGUCUCAAGGUGAAGAUGAGGUUCACUUACAUAUAUCAUUUAACAUCAGUGUAAGAUGCAAUUAAAAUAGAUGGAAGACAAGAAGUCCCUUAUUAGAUGAUGGGUUUGGCAAGACAGUUAACUUUUCUACAGAUAUUUUAUCACAUAGACUAUCUGUCGAAGCACAUAACUGGCAUAAAACCUUUGGGUUCAUUAAAUGAAUAGAGAGAUUACAUAAUUAUGAAUUGUUAAUGCAAAUAUUCUGCAUGUCAGAAAGAAGCUGGGUGUACACUGAAAAAUCAUUGAAACUACUGGAUUUCCUUUGAAACAAUAAAUAAUGAAGAUGGCAUCAAAAGAAUAAGAGUAUUCUAUUGAGCAUUGAAACGCCUUUCUGGUAGGCAUUGAGGGAGAUCUAGAGAGAUGAAAGAUACAUGGAAAUCAUAUUAUAUUGAAAUAUAAUAUGAUUUGCAUUAUUGUUUGAAGCUUUGGCUAAAUAACAUUACUGAUUGUAAGCACCUGAAGGCAAGGGUUUUAUCCACCACAUCUUUGUCUGCCAUAGCAUUUAGUCCUCUGCUUACAAUGGGCUGUCCAUAAUUACUGUAGAUUGGACUGAAAAUCAAAAAGUACCACAAGAUAAAUGCAAACACUUGGUGAGCAGAGGGAGAACAUGUACUGAGUUUCUUAGGUUUCAUGGCUAAUGCAUUGGCACAGCUUUCAGUGUAUCCCUGCAGUCCUUCCAGAUAGUCCCUGCCCCAUGCAUUGCAGAUGGUUGCCAAAGCCCCGCGCUGUCCUGGCACCCAGUGUUCCUCCAUCCUGACUCCACGUAUUGCCCCCUUGCCACUGCCUGAGUGCACCAUAGUGUCCCCAUCCCCCCACUGCCUGGAGUUCCCCUUGUGUACCCCCUUAUCAGGGCAUGACCUAACUGUGCCCUGCUGGCUGUGACCUCCUGAAGACAGACCUGGCUUCUCCCUGCAUCCAGUUCCCCAGUAUGUGCUAUGGGCAUCCUGAGAAGCCUGAAAAAGACAGGGCCAGGUUAGGCUUGGGUGAGCUGCUUUCUGCCUUCUUGGUACACACAGUAAGCAGUGGAGAGGCGUGUUACACCGUAUCUGUUCUAUCCUCAUCUAAAUACUGAGAGGCUAGUUGGGAUAGUAAAUCUUUCUUACUACAUAUACAUUAAGUUUAAGUAAAAGAGAAUAUUGUGUGAAAAAAUGCACUAUUACUAAUAAAUGGAAUAAACAGAUCCAUGAAAUAAAAGAAAACAUAUUUUACUGUCC